GGAAGAAUGGAACAACAACAACAGCAACAAAGGUUGAGAAUGGAAACUUCCAAAAUAAAAGAUCAAGAAACCAAAAAAUGGGCUCUCAAGCAGCAGCACCAUUAUCAUCCUCUUUUUUCUCUUCCUUAAGCUUAGUGGCUUUAAAUUCAUCUCAACCAUCAAAACUUUUUAGACAACCCAUAAUUCCUUUCUUCUCUGUUCAUGCAAAUGCUACUUCGUCUCUCAAAUCUACCUCCUACCAUAACCUCAAACUUCGAAGACUGAAAACCAGAGCUGCCCUUGAUGAGAAAGACCAAACUCUUUCUACCUCAUUUCUUGUUCAAGAAGAACAAGAGCUGCAGACUCAAACAGACCCAGAGGUAGAGGAGAGUGUGAAAGUGCUUAAGAAUGCUGCAAAGACAAGAAAGGUUCCUGUGGCAGAGGUUCUGUCAGCACUUUCUGUGAUAGAGAAGGCUAAUGUUGAUCCUUCCACGUUUCUUGAUACUCUUGGUGGAUCAGCAUCCCCUGGUAGAACCUGGAUGCUUAUUUUCACUGCUCAGAAGAAAUUAAAGAGUGGAAAAUACUUCCCUCUUACUGCUGUUCAGAGGUUUGAUGCUGCUGGGAAGAGAAUUGAAAAUGGAGUAUAUUUUGGGUCACUUGGGUGCUUAACUUUCGAAGGCAGAUUUACAUGGAAAAAGAGGAUACUGGCCUUCAUAUUUGAGCGCAUUCGUGUAAAAAUUGGACUUCUGAACCCUUUGGAGAUUAACCUUGGACAAAAGGAUGAUAGAGAGCCGAGCACCAAGGACCCUUUCUUUAUCUGGUUUUAUAUUGAUGAGGAAAUUGCAGUUGCUCGAGGCAGAAGUGGGGGAACUGCAUUUUGGGUUCGGUGUCGUCGUAUUACUGCCUGAUUCGGUUUAAACUUGUGAGUAAUGCACACAUACUUCAUAUACCUGGCAAGAAUGAUUUUAGGUAUACCUGUAAUCAUCAGGUAUACUAGAGCGGCUUCUUAGUGUAUCAUACCUCCUAGUAAUACUUGUUUUCCUAGAUAUUAUAUAGAACAUUGAUACUGUUGUUGCUGUACAAAACAUAUGUAUUCAUGAUAGUCGGGUCAACAGGUAGUUAACUAAGUUAAGUCAGGGAAACUAACAUGUCCUUACCUGCAAUAUGCUUAUCAUUAUCAUAGAACUCUUGUUCUUGUCCCUUGCGUUAUCAAUUGAGGUUCUUUUUCCA
Molecule: messenger RNA, 1209 nt
Organism: Ricinus communis (castor bean)
Lineage: Eukaryota; Viridiplantae; Streptophyta; Magnoliopsida; Malpighiales; Euphorbiaceae
Exons: 4
Coding region: 78-887 (269 amino acids)
Source: RefSeq, a predicted model, not a curated record